AUGUGUUAUUUCUGUGACUUCGCAAGUCUCAGGGUAUCCUAUUUCAUCAUAAAUUUCAAGUUUCAACUAACUCAGAUUAUUCGUUUCAGGACUCCUUCCGGGAUGCUUCGGGUCAAUGCCACUCCCGAGACGGCAUUCAAUGACUUACUAAAUGACCUUGGGAACCAAAUGGGAGAAUCUGACCUUUCCUCGUUUACUUUUAGUGAUAAACCAAAUGAUAAAGGAAGCAGUGCCAACACUUUCCAUGGCAAAUCGGUGGCUGAUUUGGGACUAAAACAUGGUGACAUGUUGUAUGUUACAAGAACUGCCACAUCAUCGUCUCCUGCCGUUACGGCAUCCGUCAAUGAGCCAAAAUCCGGCUCAGCAGUCGUCACAAAACCCAUCAAUACCGCCGGUAUUAUUCCAAUACAUGGCCCUACCAAAGUCAAGCAAUUAGAAGUCGACGAUGUCUUGGAUACGCAGGACGGUAUGAUCAAACGUAAAAAAUCAAACUUGUGUCGUCAUGGAGAGAAGGGUAUGUGUGAAUAUUGCUCUCCUCUUCCUUCAUGGGAUAAAGGCUAUAGAGAAGAAAAUGGUAUCAAACACAUGUCUUUCCACGCCUAUGUCAACCAGAUUAACGAACAGAAGAACAACCGUAACAAUAGCACAUCAUAUAUGUCUCCUUUGGAGGAACCAGAUUACAAUGUGAAUCUCAAUUGUCCAAGUGGACAUGCACCUUACCCAAAGGGAAUCUGUUCCAAGUGUCAGCCUCCUGUUAUCACUUUGCAACAGCAACAAUUCCGGAUGGUAGACCAUGUCGAGUUUGCCGACUCGGGUAUCCUCAAUGAUUUUAUCGAUGUUUGGAGACAAACAGGAGUCCAGCGGUUUGGGUUCAUGUUUGGAAGAUACGAGGUGUUUGAUAAAGUACCACUCGGUAUAAAGGCGGUAGUGGAAGCAAUUUACGAGCCUCCACAGGCCGGAGAAACCGAUGGUAUUACUCUUUUGCCUUGGGAAAAUCAAGAGCUUGUUUUAAAGGUUGCAGAGAAGUUAAACUUGUACCCAGUGGGAAUUGCAUUCACAGACUUGACAGACUCGGGGGCUCGAAACGGUACCGUGUUGUGUAAAAGACAUAAGGAUACCUACUUUUUGAGCUGUUUAGAGGUGUUAAUGGCAGCCCGGUUUCAAAUUGAACACCCAAAUAUAACCAAACAUAGCAAUUCAGGUCGCUUUUCUUCCAAGUUUGUUACCUGUGUGGUUUCUGGUGGCCUUGAAGGAGAGAUUGAGCCACGUUCUUUUCAAGUAAGCACAAAUGCAGAGGCACUUGUUCGUGCAGACAUCAUCACUGGAUCUACACAACCUUCAAUGUUGUACAUAAAUUCAAGUCAGGGUAAGAGGUAUGUGCCAGAUGUGUUCUACCUGAAGAUUAAUGAAUACGGUCUCGAAGUCAAGACGAAUGCUAAACCUGCGUUCCCAGUUGAUUUCCUUCUCGUUACAUUGCUGGAUGCAUUUCCUCUCAACCCAACGCCAAGGUUUACGAAUGGAUUUACCAUUGAAAACAGAGACUUUAUGGGAAACCUUCAAGAUUUAAGAGCUGCAUAUCGAUAUAUAAAUUCGGAUCCUGGAAAUGGUAGCUGUUUAUCCAAUUUCCAUUUUAUUGUCUACUUGGUUACACUUGGCAUACUUGGCGAUUCUGAACUUCAAAUGGUGUUUGAUUAA
Molecule: messenger RNA, 1695 nt
Organism: Meyerozyma guilliermondii ATCC 6260
Lineage: Eukaryota; Fungi; Ascomycota; Pichiomycetes; Serinales; Debaryomycetaceae
Gene: NPL4
Product: Npl4p
Exons: 1
Coding region: 1-1695 (564 amino acids)
Biological process (GO): ubiquitin-dependent protein catabolic process
Cellular component (GO): nucleus
Molecular function (GO): ubiquitin protein ligase binding; ubiquitin binding
Source: RefSeq, a predicted model, not a curated record